Scleropages formosus (Asian bonytongue) is the source of this 3124-nucleotide messenger RNA. Its product is annotated as carbohydrate sulfotransferase 11-like. Bases 275 to 1303 code for a protein of 342 amino acids. Gene Ontology annotation, molecular function: sulfotransferase activity. Lineage: Eukaryota; Metazoa; Chordata; Actinopteri; Osteoglossiformes; Osteoglossidae. The transcript has 3 exons. Gene Ontology annotation, biological process: proteoglycan biosynthetic process; carbohydrate biosynthetic process. Gene Ontology annotation, cellular component: membrane. The record is from RefSeq and is a predicted model, not a curated record.
AACUGCAAAGGAGCGAGUACAUCGCCGCCUGUACGGUGGUUAAGAGGAGGGAUUAAGCGCGGUGGAGGGGAGAGAGGACGGCACGGAGGACAGAGACUGAGCGAGGAGGAGCUCGAAUGCUUUUUUUUUUUCCCCCUUUCUACUUUCUCCGUGACUUUCGUGCAGGUAGGAAACAUCCAUGGAGCUCAGUAAAGAACAGCCAGCCUGCCGAGCCAGCGCGCCCGCAGUCGGGCAGUGUGUGGAGCUGCAGCGGGCGCGCGCUCUGUGAGGAGACAUGGGCAACUUGAGGGUGUGCCGCGCGGCGCUGGUCGCGUGCGUGGCUUCGCUGCUCCUCGCGCUGCUCUACUUCCACAGUCACCUCAAGGCGGCUAUGGAGUAUGGCAGCAGGAGGCCUGGCUGGCAGGGGAAGGCUGGGAGAAGCCCACUCCAAACACUGUAUGAAGGCGACCAGUUGGAGCUGUCCACUGCGCAGAUGAUUCACCAAGCACGCCGAGAGCUUCUUGAGGAGAUGUGUCGGUCUUAUACCAGGAAGAGACGUGUCCUCAUCCCAGAGGACAUAAAGCACCUCAUUGUGGAUGACCAGCAUGGGCUGCUCUACUGCUAUGUGCCAAAGGUGGCCUGCACAAACUGGAAGCGCGUUCUCAUGGUGCUGACAGGAGAUGGCCGCUAUAGUGACCCACUUGACAUUCCAGCCAAUGAGGCGCAUGUACCAGGGAAUCUGCGCACACUAUCAGAGUACACCACAGCUGAGAUCAACCAUCGAUUGCGCAAUUACCUGAAGUUUGUCUUUGUCAGGGAGCCCUUUGAGCGCCUGGUGUCGGCCUACCGCAACAAGUUCACACGCAAUUACAACACUGCUUUCCACAAGCGCUAUGGCACCAAGAUUAUCCGGCGGUACAGGGCAGACCCACAGCCGGAGGCGCUGGAACAUGGUGACGACGUCUCCUUUGAGGAGUUUGUGCGCUACCUGGUAGACCCACAGACCCAGCUGGAGGAGCCCUUCAAUGAGCACUGGGAGCGAAUCCACUCACUUUGCCAUCCCUGCCUUAUCCACUAUGACGUGGUGGGCAGGUAUGAGACACUGGAGCAGGACUCGCGCUAUGUGCUGCAGCUGGCUGGUGUGGAAAGCCAGGUGCGUUUCCCUGCCUCUGGAAAGAGCACGACGACUUCAGAAGACAUGGCCGCCCAGUUCUUUCGCAACAUCAGCCCCUUGUAUCAGAGGAAGCUGUACAACCUCUACAGGAUGGACUUCUUGCUGUUUAACUACUCUGCACCAGCUUACCUGAAAUUCAGGUUUAGCUAACCUUUUAUAAUUUCACUUUCCAUUUCAUUGAGUUUUUAUUUAAACAUUUAUUCUGACAUGUCUUGACGAAAUACGUCGUCUUAAGUGACGUGUAAAUUUGUCAUCAUCCAUAGCUGUGUAUUCCUUCUGAUGCCUAUGUGUCAAAGUCAGGCACACACCCACAAUCUCAGCACAAGUACAACUUUAUCAACACUUUCACCAUAUUUGGUAUUCCUUUGCGCCACUGAUUGUAGUGGGAAUAAUUUUACUAAAAAAGAAAUGUUAUCUAUGUGCCUUGAAAUUAUGGACUUUGCACAGUGGAAACUUUUGUUCCUGUUUUACUUUUUUAGUUGGUGUCUGAUUAGAGGACCCCUAUUUAUGACAUUUUUUUGCAGAUAGUUCUACUGGGUAUAUGACAGUUUUGGGUUUUUUGCACCUGUAUACUGGUUGCUUCACAAACUAAGACUAAUGAAUGAAUCACUCUUUGCUUUUAUUACUUUAAAAACCUUUCAGAAGCCUACCAGAUUUUGCUGGUUAUUAUUGGUGGGCCAGCACGAGCUGAAUUUAGUUCACUUAAAGGGAAACAGGUUUCAUGUCAGAUUUGAUUUUAUAUGUCCUGUACAGCCAAUACUGAGGUAUCGACAUAUGAGGUACAUUAGUCUUUCCCAGAGUGGGGUAUAGCGGUAGUUGUUGUCUGUGUUGGGCAUUAGACAGUGGUGAAGCACCUUGCAGUUGUGUGACAGCCAGCUGUAGCAGCAGCGUCCUGACAGUAGGUGUACCCCUGUGGGCAAAGAUGCUCUAGUAGGGGGUGAAUAAAUAUGAAAAAGGAUGCAGUGUCAGACUGUUCAACAGGGAGUCCUUAUCCAGUCCUUGACCGCAUUGUGGAAAGCUGGCCUGCCACAUGAAUGAGCCCUGCAUGUACAGUACAUCUGUGCUCAGAGAGAGGAUUUUUAUUUUUAGUAUGUAAUUUUUUUCUCUUAAUGUGUGCUACUCCUAUUUGCUUCUGUUACAGUGGGAAUCUUUCAACAAAAGUUAUUACGAAGUAAACCAAGGUCAAACAAGCAAUUGUAGACCUCUGCUAUGUCUACAUUUUGCGUGCUACACGAACAUUAAAGACUUAAUAUUUCUAAUCCAAAAAAAUGUGAAAAUCAAAGUGCACUAAUGUCUUAAUCUUAAGGUGUCUCCACAAAGUCAUAAUAGGAUAAGUGGAAUUUCCGCAUUUGCUUGAUAGGUGUCUUGAAGACAGUCAUAUUUACUAUCCAGUUAUAUAUUUGUACAGCUCUGUUUUGUCAUUUUGGGUAAAGGAACUGAACUAAAUAAUCUUAAUUUAUGAAUUUAAUUUGGUGUUCUUUAUCCAAAAUAACUUAUUCAUUGUGCGUAAGUCAUUUUAAACAAUUUGAUGUUAACAGCAAAUAUUUAUUUGUAAUACAAAAUUUCCAGGAUGAUCUCUUCUGUAACACAUUUGUGAAAGAUGCUUAAUUUUGCUCCAUAAAAAAGGUUGUAUAAAUAUCUGAAAUUGUUUUUCAGACAGUGUCACAGGCAGCAGUGGAAGGUUAAUCUGCUGUGCAUGGGGGGGGGGGGGUCUUUUUUCAUUAUACCCACUAUGAGUGAGUUAAGGGCUUAAGUGUUUAUGUGGAGCUGUGCAACAAAAAGUGAAAUAUGUCAUUAGACAGUGUUAGAAUUACAGGCAGUCCCUGGAUUAUGAAUGAGUUCCAUUCCUAAAUCUGUCUCUAAAUUGGAUUUUUCCAUAAAAUGGUGGUACAGUUAGGUAGGGUUGGUAUCUACUGUCACUUAGUCAAAUGUUUGUCUUUGUAAAUAGUAUAUUGUGUACCUUUCUAUGCA